This is a messenger RNA of Tachysurus fulvidraco (yellow catfish), 1103 nucleotides long. Its product is annotated as aerolysin-like protein. Bases 137 to 1021 code for a protein of 294 amino acids. The record is from RefSeq and is a predicted model, not a curated record. The transcript is spliced from 2 exons. Lineage: Eukaryota; Metazoa; Chordata; Actinopteri; Siluriformes; Bagridae.
CUGUCUCAUCCACAAACUUGCAUCCUUCACAAGACGUCUUUUAAAGAAGACAUUUCUUGCUACCUGCUUCAUCAGUUCCUUAUUUAUUCCUGAGACAUCUUUGUUUUUUUUGUUUUUUUGGCUCAAGAAGAACAGGAUGUCAUACCUGGCAAAUAUUGUUGAAGUUGGAGGUUUGGGAGAAAAUGCUUUUGCUUUUAAUGGCACUGAAGAUGGAAGCACGCUGAAAACGAUCCAGGUUUGGGAAAGUGACUACAAGAUAAAAGCCAUGAAGGUGUGGCUUACUGAUGGCCAGUCCAAGCAGUUUGGUGAUCCUGCUGGGAAUCUGAAAGAGUUUACAUUUGAAGAUGGAGAGCAUUUCACCUCCCUUUCACUUUGGGCAAAUAAAGAUGGUACACGUCUGGGUGCAAUCAAAUUCAAGACAAGUCACUCCCUAGAGUUCUAUGCAAAAUCGGCAAAAGGAGGUCUAAAAAAAGAAGUUCCAGUUGAUGUCGCUUCUGGGAUCUGCAUGGGGAUCCAAGGACAUUUCGGGUCUGAUAUUGAUUGCGUAGGAUUCAUAUUCAUCAACACUGUCAAGUCUGCUCAGCUUACCGAUGUUGUGUAUCCCACCAUUCUUGAUGUGAUACCCAAAGUGGCAAACUCUUCUGUAACUCAAGAAUACAAAAUUGAGACCUCCAAAAAAAUCAUCCAAAAAUCCUCCUGGUCUGUUAAGGGAAAAUUGGAAAUCACAUUCAGCCUGGAAGUAAAUGCAGGAAUCCCAUUUCUGGCAGAGGGGAAAUCAAGAUAUGGAUUAACCAUUGGUGUUGAAGGUACAUAUGCUUCAGAGACCAGUACAGAGAAAAUGGAGCUCUUCUCAUUUCCUGUUAAAGUUCCUGCAGGUAAAACCGUGGAUGUGCACAUCACACUUGGCCAAGCUACAGUUGAUCUCCCAUUCACUGGCAUCAUCAAGAUUACCUGCUAUAAUGGUAGCGCGCUGGAGAUUGAAACCCAUGGAACCUACAAGGGUGUCGCUUACUCUGAUUGAAAAGUGGUUGUGAAUGAAUCAAAGAAAAUGAUUGAUGUAGUCUUACAAGCUUUCGAUUAAAUUAUAUAAAUAUUUUAACUAC